This is a messenger RNA of Adineta ricciae, 591 nucleotides long. Lineage: Eukaryota; Metazoa; Rotifera; Eurotatoria; Adinetida; Adinetidae. The record is from the annotation of a GenBank genome assembly.
AUGCCACGUCCGGGUAAAUCUUCGUAUUCAGACGAAAAGCCACCAUAUUCGUAUAUUGCUUUGACAGCAAUGGCGAUUCAACAAAGUCCAGACAAGAUGUUGCCACUGAGUGACAUUUAUAAGUUUAUUACCGACCGAUUUCCAUAUUAUCGAACGAAUACACACAAGUGGCAGAAUUCUUUACGACAUAAUCUAUCGUUUAAUGAUUGUUUUAUUAAAAUUCCACGGCGAAUCGAUCGACCUGGUAAAGGAAAUUUGUGGGCGUUGCAUAACAAAUGUGGCGACAUGUUCGAAAAUGGAAGUUAUCUCCGACGACGAAAGCGUUUUAAAUUAUUAAAGACAUCCUAUGGAGAUAAGAAAAGCAAUGAAAAAACUUAUACAGGUACAUCCUCCAAUCGACCACAGAGAAAAUCAUCGUUUUUCAUUGAUAAUCUUCUCGGAAACGAUACAAAUACAAGUUAUACAUCAUCGUCGUGCGAAACAAAUAGUCCAACAUUGAAAAAUCUCUUCUACUCAAACGACUGGAAUGUUGUACAAAAAUUAGCAUUUUUCAGUGAUAUACAUGGAAAGAAACAACAACAGGUUUACUAG